Messenger RNA from Penicillium vulpinum, 378 nucleotides. RefSeq lists its product as uncharacterized. Bases 1 to 378 code for a protein of 125 amino acids. The record is from RefSeq and is a predicted model, not a curated record. The transcript has a single exon. Lineage: Eukaryota; Fungi; Ascomycota; Eurotiomycetes; Eurotiales; Aspergillaceae.
AUGUCCAUCAUCGCCCUCGUGAUCCAAAGCAUCAUUUCCCCCGUGUUGGCUUAUUAUCUACGAAUCUGGCGGCUCUUCAUCAUCGUUACAGUACUCCAUCCAAUCGCAUACUUCAGGGUUCCUCUCUUGGUCUUCUUACCAGGCCAACUCAUCUAUGUCGGUAUCUAUGCUUGUUUGAUCGUUCGCAAUAUCCUGUCCAUUAUCGACUAUCCUAUCCUCUUGGUCCUCAUCAAGCAAGCCAGUCCCUCGGAUUCUAUCAUGGGUAAAAUCAAUGGCCUCGCUGCUUCCGCUGGGGCUGCGUCUCGAGCUCUCGCUCCUCCGAUUGCUGGCUUGCUUUACAGUUCUAGGGCUAGGAUUGGCUGCGUGGUAGGGGAGUAG